Messenger RNA from Cordyceps fumosorosea ARSEF 2679, 3420 nucleotides. RefSeq names its product Exonuclease, RNase T/DNA polymerase III. Gene Ontology annotation, cellular component: P-body; PAN complex. The transcript has 7 exons. Gene Ontology annotation, molecular function: nucleic acid binding; poly(A)-specific ribonuclease activity; protein binding. The record is from RefSeq and is a predicted model, not a curated record. Gene Ontology annotation, biological process: nuclear-transcribed mRNA poly(A) tail shortening; mRNA processing. The coding region runs from base 1 to 3420 and encodes 1139 amino acids. NCBI's taxonomy places the organism in Eukaryota, Fungi, Ascomycota, Sordariomycetes, Hypocreales, Cordycipitaceae.
AUGGAUGCAGAUUGGGACGAGGUCGCCCGCAUCCAAUUCCCGCCACCAGGAAUCCACGCCAUGCCAAGCCCGGUCACGACCAUGAUGUUCGAUACGUCGCAGGAACUGCUGUGGACUGGAAAUGACUACGGGCGCGUUACAUCCUUCUUCGGAAGCGAGUUGCAGCGAUACACCUCGUUCAAAGCACGCCUGUCCUCGGAGGGACCCGUCCGACAGAUUCUGGUCAACGAUAAAGGCGUGAUCGCUCUCGGAUCCAACGACGUCCACAUGUCUCACAGAAGGGGUUCAGCAAUAUGGCAUAUAAAGCACCAAGAUAUGCAGGACCUUCGCUGCAUGAGCUUCACUUCCAAAGGAACCACCGAGAUAAUUGUUGCCGGGAUGCAAGAGCAAAUGCUUGUCAUCGACCUCAAUAAAGGCGAAGUCGUCAAGCAGGUCCCAACCGAGCACCAAUAUAUCAUCAUGAAACGAGGCCGUUACAUUUGCGCCGCAGCGCAGAAUGGCCUUGUCAACUUACUUGACCCCGUCUCCUUUACUGUCGUCAAAUCCUGGAAUGCUCAUUCAGCGCUUAUCAACGACAUGGACGCCCAGCACGACUUCAUCGUUACAUGCGGAUACUCGCUACGACAAGGGCAGAACUAUAUGCUGGACCCUUUCCUCAACGUCUUUGAUAUCAAGAAGAUGUCGUCUAUGCCGCCAAUACCAUUCCCAGCCGGAGCCGCAUAUGUUCGCAUGCACCCGAGAAUGCUGACCACGAGCAUCGUUUUGUCACAGAGUGGCCAAAUGCACGUCGUCGAUCUCAUGAACCCAAACACCAGCAACGUCAGGCAGGCAAACGUUUUAACCUAUCUCAGCAUGUUUGAGAUUGCCCCAUCUGGGGAGGGCAUGGCACUGACAGACGCCGAAUGUCACAUCCACCUUUGGGGAUCACGUACCAAGCUCCAUUUUGUAGACCUUGCGACACCGAUUGAGUUUGCGGAUACAGAAGAACAAUUGGCCCCCAUGGACUGGUCUUCGGAGAUACCACUGAAUACCAUCGGACUACCAUACUACCGCGAUGUUCUAGCCUCUGCAUGGCCCGAUCUAGUGUCGGAUGUCGGAGCUCCGCCACCCAAACUUGACCAACAGUUCGUUUCUUCACUCAAAGCUGCUGGCUUUGCGUUGUAUGGACGUAACACGCGGGGUCUAAGACGGAAUCAGGCUGAAAAUACUCGGAGUCUCGUCAAGUCAGUCAAUGCUGGCAUCAAAACGCCCAAGUUCCUGAGUGAAAAGGCGCGCGAGUCGGCCAAGUCAGACAGCGCUGGCGAUGACAAAGCCGACGACCUUAAUAGCCCAUUGGCUGAGACUGAGAUUGAAAGCAAGAAAUCAGAAGUACCUGCCAUGUAUGGAAACGUGGAGAUCAAAUACAGCAAAUUUGGUGUUGAUGACUUCGAUUUUGGUAGCAGAUUCUACAAUAAGACAAAGUAUUCAGGACUCGAAAUUCACAUAUCAAACUCAUACGCCAACUCUCUCCUGCAGAUCAUGCACUUUAUUCCCGCCAUCCGAAACCUUGCUCUUCGUCACGCUGCUACAUCAUGUUUAAGCGAGACUUGCAUGCUGUGUGAGCUUGGCUACUUAUUCGAUAUGUUGCAAAAGGCCGAAGGAUCCAUCUGCCAGGCGACGAAUCUGCUGAAGACACUCAGCAACCAACCGCAAGCUGGCGCGCUUGGUCUUUUAGAGGAAGAUCCCCGUGGCUCUUCGCUUAAUAUGAUGCUGCAGGGCUUGACGCGCUUCCUCCUCGACAGGAUUGUACAAGACUUCCGGGUAGUAGAGGGCACCUCGGCGCCUAUGGAGCAAGUCCUUUCAACUUCCGCAACUAGCUCCAUCAUCUGCAAAUCUUGUCGCAGCGAAUAUACACACCCAAAGUCAACCUUGGUCAACGAUCUGGUAUACCCCUCUCCCAACACACAACCAACGUUUUCGUCAAAGAUGCCGAAGGUCAUAUUCUCUCAGGUUUUGAAAAAUAGCGUGGAGAGGGAGCUUAUAAAAAAAGGAUGGUGCGGAAAAUGCGGCAAAUAUAAGGAUAUUGCGACAAAGAAGACCAUUCACAGCGUCCCGUCCGUUCUGAUUUUAAAUACUGCCAUCAGCAAAGCCGAACACCGCAUGCUCUGGUCUACGCCAGGCUGGCUUCCGGAAGAGAUAGGCAUCAUUGUUGACCAGGGCCAGUUCUUCUGCUAUGAGGGGGAGGAUUUGAAACUGCACCUUCAACGUGGCAUGCACAAUAUCGCCGUCUAUUCUUUGAUUGGUAUGGCAAUCAAUAUUGAAAACGGACAAACUCAGAAGCCACAUUUAGUGUCGAUGAUCAAUGUCGCUCACGCUGAAGCAGAAGCGCCGGGUAAGAGUCAGUGGCAUCUGUUCAACGACUUCCUGGUGAGGUCUGUCAGCACAGAAGAGGCGCUCACUUUCAACCCCUCGUGGAAAGUACCGGCUGUCAUUGCCUUCCAGAUCCGGGACGCGAACAACAAGCUGGACUCGACGUGGAAAGAUCAACUUGAUAGCUCUGUCCUCUACGAAGAUAUAAACCCGCACACUCCUGAGAGCAAAACAUACCAAGUGCUCAAGCAGUUGACAGAGCAUCCAGGUCCUGACACCAUCAUUGCCCUGGAUACGGAGUUUGUGGCUGUCAGGCAACCGGAAAUUGAGAUGAACUCGGACGGCGAACGAGAAACAAUUCGCCCAAUUGUAUACGCUCUGGCAAGAGCCUCAGUUGUCCGGGGCCAAGGCGAAGAAGAAGGGUUACCGUUCAUUGAUGACUACAUCACUAUCAAGGAGCCAAUCGUGGACUACCUCACCUCUUAUUCGGGCAUCACUCAGUCAGAUCUAGACCCACGGGUCUCCCAACACAGUUUGCUACCCCUCAAAAUAGUAUACAAGAAGCUCUGGGUCCUGCUCAACCUGGGCUGCAAAUUCCUGGGGCAUGGCCUCAAGCAAGAUUUCCGCGUCAUCAACAUUCACGUACCCAAGUCACAGAUUAUCGACACGAUUGACCUCUUCUUCCUCAAGACGCGAUUGCGGAAACUGUCGCUUGCGUUCCUCGCCUGGUACCUGCUCAAAGAGGACAUCCAGAUGGAAACGCACGACUCCAUCGAGGAUUCGCGCACCGCGCUCAAGCUAUAUAGAAAGUACCUCGAGUUCGAAGACGCCGGGAUCCUGGAGCCGAUGUUGCAGGACAUAUAUCGCGCCGGGCGCGACGUCAACUUCAAGCCGCUGCGCAAGGAUGGCCAGGACGUGGAGCGCACGGACACGCCGCCGCUGUCGGUGGACGGGAGCGGCAACGGCGGCAGCGUGGCUCCAUCGACACCGGUGAGGCGAGCCGCGACGCUGGCGACGCCGGGGUUUGGAGGGGGUGCGUGGACGCCCGGAAAGGGCUCGCCGCUGAGAUAG